UAAAAGACAUUCAAAGUAUUCACGACAUAAAAAAUCAUUAAUUGAUAAAAUCUUAUCAAAGAUGUCAUUCAGUGAACCAUUGAAACUAUUGAAACUAAUGAAGACUAUUGUCAAUGUCAUCCCAGUUGUGGAUAGAAAUGACUUCGAUUCCCUGAUGGAGGCAGUGGUCACUUUCAUUGGCAUAGACACUGCCAACCAAAUCGCUUCAAUUGGUGAACCAAUUGACGAUCAAAAUGAAUUGGCGGUCUUCUUAGUCAAGGCAUUCAAACUACAGCUCUUUGAGACUUACAAUCUGCUCAACAAUGACGCCGAUUAUCGUCAUCAACAGCUGAUUUCAGCUAUUGAUAACUUUUUGUUGCACCGACACAACUAUGCUGUUGUUGUUAACAAUGUUGAUGACGAAUCAACUAGAGCUCAGGCGGGCAGUACUCCUGAGACUACAUCAAGUAGUGGAAGUGAUGACAGUCACUAA
Oppia nitens is the source of this 472-nucleotide messenger RNA. RefSeq lists its product as uncharacterized. Lineage: Eukaryota; Metazoa; Arthropoda; Arachnida; Sarcoptiformes; Oppiidae. The record is from RefSeq and is a predicted model, not a curated record. The transcript is spliced from 3 exons. Bases 62 to 472 code for a protein of 136 amino acids.